Diospyros lotus (date-plum) is the source of this 2809-nucleotide messenger RNA. RefSeq lists its product as uncharacterized. The record is from RefSeq and is a predicted model, not a curated record. Bases 160 to 1950 code for a protein of 596 amino acids. Gene Ontology annotation, molecular function: RNA binding; pseudouridine synthase activity. The transcript is spliced from 15 exons. Gene Ontology annotation, biological process: tRNA pseudouridine synthesis. Lineage: Eukaryota; Viridiplantae; Streptophyta; Magnoliopsida; Ericales; Ebenaceae.
CAAAACCUAACGAAGGAACCCUGUGGAAAGGAAAACGGCUUGAAAGGGUUUUCGACUUUUGAAAACUUUUUGAAGGUUUCCGCUGUCACACUUCUACAAGCUGCAGAGCGGAGCGUGUGGCGUAGGCGACGGAGUGCCGCAAAAACUAUCGGUUUGGCCAUGGCCAGUGAGAACGAAGCAGCUCCUCUGCAGAAAGCUAUCGCCGGCCAGGUCGAGCCGCGUUUUCUCUCCACCACUGGAGACGAAUCGAUAAUGCUUCUUGUCGCUGACGUCGCCCGUACGUUGCCUCCGCUGGCUGUGAAGGACUUGCUAUCCAUCGGGGUAUGUGUGCGGUGCAUCUUUCGACUUUUUGGUGUUUCCGAGUGUUUUUACUCUUGCUCCUUCCUCUCACCAUUAAUCCUGUUUGCGGCUCUUGGAAAAGUAAUGGGUUUAGAUGGAGUUAUGGGAGAUAAUGUUUCCAAAGCAAAUAAGGAACCGAGUAAUCAACAUUCUUUUGGAGAAUCAGAAUUGGAGCCUAAUCCAUGCAGAAUUUGUCUAGGCAUCUUACAAUUUUCUUAUUGUGAUGACAAAGGGACAGUUGUAAAAAGGGUUUGUGCCAACGACUUUGCUGUAUUAAUUGCUGAAGUGGUAAAGCAAGAAGGCCAUCAGAUUGAAAAUUUUUCUCUUGAAAUCUCUAUACCAACUACUGUCAUGGAGAAUGAACAAGCAGUUCGGUUGUAUAUGAAAGGGAAGUAUGAUUCUGAAUCUUGGUUAGAGAAGUUUCUUUCUGAACAAAUUUCUGCCAAAGAUUUCUUGAAGUUAUCUGUUACAGCUCCCUUAGAAAUAUUAUUGGUAAUUUCAGAUUCCCUUCGCUAUUCUGCUGGUUUUGCUGUCUCAUUUCAUAAUGUACAAAUGCUGAAAGAGCCAUGGAAAAAGCUCCUUAUUUGGAUUGCAAUGAUCUUGCAGGAUACGAACUCUAGUCUUGGUAGCUCUUUUCGCAUUCGUUUGACAUAUACCCACUCUGAGGAGUCAAUAAAGGUUCAGUCUUUCACAGGGAAGAAAGAAUGCAACAAGAGAAGGAAAAUAGCUGGCAUGGAGCAUUCUGAUUCUGCCAGCAGUGAAGAAAAUGUGAGCAAUAGGUCUUUCAAUGGGUUGCACAAUCACGACUCUACAGAUUCUCAAAAAUUCCAAUUUGAGAAGGUCUGCCGACUCUGCUGUUUGACAAUUCUUUGCUAUAGGACUCCUGUCUACAUUGGUGGGAGGUACCUGAAGUAUUCACGCAAUGUGAGUCAGACUCGUUGGAUAAUUGAUGAUGAGAGAAUGGGAGAAGCAUCUGUUGAGGAGAUAAUUGCCUGCAACAUCCUUCCUAUAUGUCGGGGCGAUAGUUACAAGUUCCAUGCUGCUGGUAGAGAAGACAUUGAUGUCCGCAUGUUAGGCUCAGGUCGCCCUUUCUUAGUUGAGAUUCAAAAUGCACGCCAUGUUCCUUCCGAGAUGUCCAUAAAAGAAAUAGAAGGGAAAAUAAAUAGCCUGGAAAAGAAGCUGGUUAGAGUAAAAAAUAUCAAGGUCUUGGGUAGCCAGGGAUGGAGCCUGAUGCGUGAAGGAGAAGCAGAGAAACAGAAGCAAUAUGUUGCACUUGUUUGGAUUUCACAGUCACUUGAGAAUGAUGACUUGAAGACCCUAUCUUCACUAAAGGACAUGCCAAUUUUACAGAGAACUCCAAUUCGUGUACUUCAUCGCCGAAGUCCGUUAGAGCGGCAAAAGAUCAUACAUUGGAUGAAAAUAGAGCAAAUUGCUGGAAGUUCUCAAUAUUUUCUCCUACAUUUAUGCACCCAGGCUGGGACCUACAUCAAGGAAUUUGUCCACGGUGAUCUUGGACGCACCCAUCCUAGCAUUGGUUCAAUUCUUGGAUGCAGAGCAGAAAUAGUGCAACUUGAUGUCACGGAUGUUAAAAUGGAUUGCUUCCUACCUUAAUGACGGUUUCUAUUCGGUGGUACAAUGGAGAGGUUGCCUUCUGGUGCACUUGCACCGAAAUUUUUUAUCACGUGCGAAUUUUCCUAAUUUUCUCGUUUUACUAUAGUGGGUGCGAUUGGAUCUAAUCUCAGUAUGGAUGCCUGUCGGGAUGAGUUCGGAUAGAUAUUAGGCCCAAUAAUAACAAAACGCUUGGUUUAUGGUUGUCAAUUAAAGUGCGGUCGUAUGUCGAAAUAUUAUAUUCAACUGUUUGUCAAUGGCACAACAGUAUAUGGAAAUGGGCUACGGAUGUCGCAGUUGUCAAUAUGAUUUGGUUUUCUGGCCUGUUACGAUGAAACUGGGUUUUCUGGCGGUGGCGAGCUUCUGGGUAAACCAACAGCAAAUUGAAAAGCUUAAAUGGAUCUGGAUGCUGGAUGGUAUACUGGGUGGACGUGUGUCCAAUAUUGAAAUAUUUUUUGUUCCCGAUGUGGAAUUCAGUGGGCUGUAGGCCCAACAUGAAGUGGUACCGGAUUUGAUUGGUCCAAAAUAACUCAUUUGGGCUUUAACCACCCAAAAAGUCGGCCCAUUGUUUUAUAGGCUUGUGGCCCAGAUGCUACUGUUGCUGGACUGUAGCGGGCCAAAUUGCCAUACUGUGUUUCUUUUUGCCCCAUUUGAGAAUAAAGAAGGGCCUAGUUGUAGUGGCUGUGUGGUUAAUUAACAAUAUAUUUGAUUGUAAAUGCUUAUUAGUGGCUCAAUUCUUAUAGACUAAAUGAUAAGAGGUAAUAACUGUGCCCAAAGUAAAAAUCAUUUGGGCCUCAGGCAGUGAUUCUUCUAUAAUUAUUUAUCAUGUAAUAUGCAUUUCCGUGUGUCAAUUUGUGAGAUA